AUGCCAACAAAAAUCAGCUUUACUGUUGUAUAUGCUUCAAGCGAAGAUGAAAAACAUCAAGCAAAUGAAUUAAAUACACAUGGUCCUACAGUUCGCGGAUGGCAAUCAGCAAAAAAUUGUUCUUACCCACAAGAGAUUAUAUUUAAAUUAAAUACACCGGCAACUUUACAUCGAAUCCAAGUUUUAGCUCAUCAAUAUCUAAUACCUGAAAAAAUUGAAUUAUGGAUAAGCGAUUCGGAUAUUGAACCAAAUGAAAUUCAAUGCCAAAUUUUUGAUUAUUUAGGGUAUAUUACGUUAGCUGAUAAUCAAAGUACUGGAUUUAAAUCAAGAGAAUUAAAAUCAGUAUCUGUUCCUACAAAAGUUGCUACUUAUUUGAAAAUUCGUUUAAGUAAAAAUCAUGAAAAUGCUUUUAACAUAAAUAAUCAGAUAAGUUUAAUUGCCAUAAAUAUCCUAGGAAUUCAGGUAAAUUUAGAAGAUGACGAUCCAGAUAAAACCCCAAAUAAUAAUGAAAAUCAACGCAUUAGUAAUCCACAAUAUUUAUCUAUAUACGAUGAUUUGGCAUUUGAAAUGUAUGUGGAUAAUGAGGUUGCUGGAUUUAUUCGGCAAAUGGACGCAAAUAAACAAAAAGCCGUGCUAGAUGAAAGAUUUGAAUAUGCAAGGAAAUUAAAAGUAGCUAUUGAAAAAUUACGUGAAGCUGGGGAAAAAUUAGGUAAAUAUGAUUUGGAAAAACGACAUGCUAUCGAUAUGGAAGACUAUGAACGUGCACGUCGUAAAAAGACACAAGGGGAUGAGUUUCGUCAACAAACUUAUCAACAACUUCAAGUUCAACAACUGUUAGAAGCAAAUGGGCCAAAUACAGCCAAUGAUGUAUGUACUGAUUUAACGGAAUUGACCAUAACAAAUAUUCCACAACAAUCACAAUAUGGCUCAACUGAAAUGGAAUUGUUGUCACCACCAACAUUAACCACAAAUCCUGCACCAACUGUUCAAAAUCGCGAAGGUGCAUAUUCACCAAAUGUUACAAAUAACAUAUACCAAGGUACUACUUCACCGUUACAUCAAUUUUCAGGCCAGAAUCGUCCAAAGAGUCCAGGUACUGGUAAAACGAUUUCAUUUAAUCUUUCAGAUAGUCCCACCAAUAAUAAUAUAAAUGGUAGUGGUCGAUAUGGCUCAUUUCGACGUAGAAAUAAAUCAGCUGGGGCUGUUAGUAAGUCGUCGUAUGAAGCGUACGAAGAACGUACAGUUCCUGCACUUCGACAUUCUCAUACAAAUGAAUUUCUACGAGAAUGUCAAUUAGAAAUCCCUCCAGAAACAAAAACUCCCUCCAAAUUAAACGAACGUGAAAAGAAACAAGCCGCUUUACCAAUUUCAGUAUUUGGUAAUGAAUUAGUAGAAAAAUUCUAUUCAAAGCAAUAUUCAGACAAAGAAGAAGGAUUAAAUCGUUUAAAAGAUGAAAUGAGACAAUAUGAUAAUAAUCCUGUACAUACAGCAAAUAAAACCGCCCGUGCGGCAAUUUUUUUAUUGCAUCGUGCGUUGCGGGACAAAGUAUUCUCCGUAUACAGUUUAGCCGCUGAAGUGAUACGAUUAUUUUUUACUGACUUUGUGCCUGGACGUGUAUCUCAAACUGAAGUAGCACGUAGUAUUGAUCGUUUAUUGCCUGAGUUGUUAACGAAAAGUGGUGAUCCAACACCACGAAUUCAUAACAUGGCUAUACACACAAUUUUAAGUAUGGUGGAUUGUCAACAUGUUCGCGAGUUGCAUUUAAUUCCUGUACAUUUAACCCGUCCUGUUAGUAGUAGUACACAUCCGCGGCUAGCACAAUCUAGAAUGGAAAUGGUUGAACAGUUGAUUUUGAAUCAUGGAAUAUCUACAGAGAAACAAAGUGGCUUAACUUGUCGAGUAUUAUCGGAAUUUGGAUCAUCUGGUUUACAUCACCCAGCUGAGCCAGUUCGUAAAAUAGCUGAAAGAGUACUUGUGUUAGUCUAUAAAGUAAAUCCAAGACUAGUUCGAAAACAAUUACCACCUGAUGAUGAUAUAACUCGUCGAAAUUUAUUAUAUCGACAUUUAUUCCACGAAUUUGACAAAGUUGAUUUACAACGUAAAAAAGACUUAUUAGAAAAAAGUAAACAGGAGGCGAAUAGUAAUACAACAUCUGGUUACACAAACACUGUGACAAAGAGCAAAAGUUCUAGUAAUGUACCAAAUUCAUACUUAAAUCAUGAAGAUCAAGAGUUUGCAUUACCACGUACACAAUCCGAAUCAAAUCCACCAAAAAUUGUUGAAAGUAAAUCGAUGUACAGUGCAAAAUUAACGGAUGUUUGUCAAAAUAUUCCAAAUGUUGUUCAAUUUGAAAUAGAUAAUAAUGCAACGGAUCAACCAAAUCAAAAUAUAUUACCAAAUGGACGACCCAAGUCGAUGGAAAUCAGUGAAGAAACACGUCAAACUUCAUUUGAUGAUGAAUACAUGCAAAGACGAUACAGUGACAAUCAGAAGCAUGAUAGACAAGGGAAUGAGCAACGUGAAAUGACAGAAACAAAUAAUCGCAUUAACAAUGGACAAAAUGGAGAUACUAAUAAAGAAAAAGCGGACAUGACAACAUCCAUUUCAAUGGGAAAACAUGGUACAAAUGAUGAUCGUCAUCAUAGUAACUCAAGUACAUCAGGAGUUUCAUCUCCAAGUGAUAGCUCGCAACGAGAAGGAUAUAAGCAAUGUAUAUUUUGUUCAAAACAAGAAUCAAAUAAAGGAAAUACCCAAUAUUUUACUGAUGAACAAUUAAACUCGCAUUAUUGGCGAACUUGCCCAAUGUUAACACGUUGUAUAGAUUGUGAUCAAGUUGUUGAGGUUUCAACAUUAAUUAUACAUCGUUUGGUUGAAUGUGAAAAUAGUAAAACGUAUCGACAAUGUCGACGAUGUCGAGAAGCUGUUCCAUUAAUUGAUUAUAUUCACCAUGUAACCGAUAUGAAAUGUGUUGAAGCACUAUCUGGAUUCUCAAAAUGUCCAUUAUGCCAUGAAAAUAUUCCACAGGGUGAAUUAAAUUGGCGAGAUCAUAUGAUGGGUGACAAUUCAUGUCCGAAAAAUAUACGAGGUAAAAAUGCACCACCAAUACGAUCAAAAAGUUCAUGUAAGUAAACUGGUGGUGGGAGUAAAUUGAUAAUAAAAAAAGUGUCUUUUUAAUCUCAUGUCAUCAAUGUUGUUUAAUAAAGCAAUUUAAAUUCACACAUUUUUAACUUAUGGCAAAUAAAGUUUUAUUCUUGUAAGAAUUAACAAGGAAUACAAUUAGCACUAUAUGUUUCCUUCAAUUUAAAUUCAAAUUAUAUUAUUCUUUUAUCAUUUACAAAGA
Chrysoperla carnea is the source of this 3340-nucleotide messenger RNA. Its product is annotated as centrosomal protein of 104 kDa. Bases 1 to 3129 code for a protein of 1042 amino acids. Lineage: Eukaryota; Metazoa; Arthropoda; Insecta; Neuroptera; Chrysopidae. Gene Ontology annotation, cellular component: cilium. The record is from RefSeq and is a predicted model, not a curated record. The transcript has 12 exons.